AAGGGGGCGGGGCCACAAAAGCACAUAGUACAUUUGCUGCGUGGACGGACUCGAAACCAGAUAAACGGUACCAAGGCCCUCUGCAUUCAAAUUCUUAAGGUUAACAUUGAAGUAGAAGAGAAUUUCACUUACAGUGUUUUGUAAAAAACACUGUACAGCACCCCGACAAUAUAGGCACCACGGAUCAGCCAAGAAUGCCAAAUAUAAAGAUUUUUAGCGGCAGUUCGCAUCCGGAUCUGUCGCAGAAGAUCGCGGAUCGACUGGGACUCGAGCUGGGUAAAGUGGUCACCAAAAAAUUCAGCAAUCAGGAAACCUGUGUAGAGAUAGGAGAGAGUGUGCGUGGAGAAGAUGUCUAUAUUGUCCAGAGUGGCUGUGGCGAAAUAAAUGACAAUCUUAUGGAGCUGUUGAUCAUGAUCAAUGCCUGUAAGAUUGCAUCAGCAUCCAGAGUCACCGCGGUCAUUCCUUGCUUCCCCUACGCUCGGCAGGACAAGAAGGACAAGGUGGGGAGUCGGGCUCCAAUCUCAGCCAAGCUGGUUGCCAACAUGCUGUCUGUAGCUGGAGCAGACCACAUCAUCACUAUGGACCUACAUGCAUCUCAAAUUCAGGGAUUCUUUGACAUCCCAGUUGAUAACUUGUAUGCUGAGCCAGCAGUCCUCAAAUGGAUAAAGGAAAACAUCAAUGAGUGGAAGAAUUGCACCAUUGUUUCUCCUGAUGCCGGUGGAGCCAAGAGGUGUGGAGGAGUGACAUCCAUCGCUGACCGACUGAACGUGGACUUUGCCCUAAUCCACAAGGAGCGGAAGAAGGCCAAUGAGGUGGAUCGUAUGGUACUGGUUGGGGACGUGAAGGACCGAGUGGCGAUUUUAGUUGAUGACAUGGCGGACACAUGUGGGACAGUAUGUCACGCGGCUGACAAACUGGUGUCUGCAGGAGCCACUAAAGUUUACGCCAUCUUGACUCACGGUAUCUUCUCGGGGCCUGCCAUUUCUCGGAUCAACAAUGCCAACUUUGAGGCCGUCGUUGUCACCAACACAAUUCCACAGGAGGACAAAAUCAAACACUGCAACAAGAUUCAGGUGAUCGACAUUUCUAUGAUUCUGGCUGAAGCCAUCAGGCGAACUCAUAAUGGGGAGUCGGUUUCAUAUUUGUUCAGCCACGUCCCAUUGUAACACAAACAUACAUGCACGCACGUCAUCUCUUUACACGUGUCAUCACAGUGUACAGACUCGCAUGAUGGAGAACCAUUGCUGGGUCUGUCGCACGUAAGAGUCUCUCUCACGCACCAUUUAACUUAAGACAUAUCCUGGACAGUAAAAGAUAAGAAUGAAAGCUUUCCCCCUUUCUGCUGCAUAUGCUGACUCGCCAUUUCCCCCCAAGAACAUUGUGAAAUGUUGUGAAAUGUAAUAAUUUGAUAUUUCUAUCAUCUUGAUUUCCAACUACUCGUUCCACUCAUUGAAUUUCACCCGUCACACUGUUAUAUAAAUGUUACUUGCAUGUUUGUUUGUCUGUUAUUUCUCAAGUAACAAUUAUACAAAAACACCAGCUUAUAAUGGAAAAUCUCCUGUAAUACUGGAUUUUUUUUCUUGGUAUUUUAACUCCAAAUUUACUUUGUAACUUAAAGGUACGAUGGACGUUUAUGAAUUUUGUAUCAUCUCAUUUUUGUCAUAGAAUAUAAUUACUAACAUGUGGCAAGAUUGGAAAAGAAUAGAGAUGGGUAAGACCCCUAUAGAUUGCCAUUGUUAUGGCAGCUGGAUUUUUUUCCCUUCUUUUUUUGUUCCUCUUCUCAGGUUUUAGGUUUUUUUUAACUUUAUUUUUAUCUUUUCAGGGUCUUUUGACAGGGCAAAAGCCAAAAUCUGAGUGGACAAAUUAGGUCAUUAAAAAAAAAGUAGAAUUGUGUUAAGAUGUUUGUUCAUGUUUACAGUUAGGCAGUGUUUUUGGUUGCUUGAGCACGGUUCUGUGAAGUGCCCUUCAGAUUGGGCUGAAAACACACACUCAAGUCAUAUUAAGUGACUACUGUGGAAUUGGCCUAAACAAUCAGCCUAUUGAACCAUAUUUUUUUUGCUGUUUCUUGCUUAUGUCUGUGUGGGUUAGUGUGUUUGUUCUUUGAAGUAUGCUUCUUUUUUCCCAUGCUACAGGGUUAGUUUACCCAAAAUUUCUGUCUUUAAUUACUCAUUGUCAUGUUGUUCCAAACACAUAAGACCUUCGUUUAUGUUCGGAACACAAAUUAAGAUAUUUUUGAUGAAAUCUGAGAGCUUUCUGACCCCCCCAUAGACUGACAGAAAGCUCUCGGAUUUCAUCAAAAAUAUCUUAAUUUGUGUUCUGAAGAUGAACGAUGGUCUUACAGGUUUGCAACAACAUGAGGGUGAGUAAUUAACGACAGACAUUUUAAUUUUGGGGUGAACUAACCAUUUAAGCGAGAUCAGAGAUAAUACAUAAGCUUACACUGGACAAGUAUGUGAGAUGGCAGAGUUUGAAUUGAUAGGUGUAUGCUGUUUGCCUUAACGAAGGAAAAUAAUACUGACGACUGUAUCUAGUCUGAAUACAGAACAAGUAAAGCAUUACAUGUAUAAACUGCA
Messenger RNA from Pimephales promelas (fathead minnow), 2573 nucleotides. Lineage: Eukaryota; Metazoa; Chordata; Actinopteri; Cypriniformes; Leuciscidae. The record is from RefSeq and is a predicted model, not a curated record.